Molecule: messenger RNA, 2267 nt
Organism: Drosophila virilis
Lineage: Eukaryota; Metazoa; Arthropoda; Insecta; Diptera; Drosophilidae
Product: sodium/hydrogen exchanger 9B2
Biological process (GO): proton transmembrane transport
Cellular component (GO): membrane
Molecular function (GO): antiporter activity
Source: RefSeq, a predicted model, not a curated record
AACGCUAAACGCCGAACGCGCUAGUUGUGAGGCCCGCGCAACGGAUAAAUUACGAUAAUCGAGCGCGAAGUGUGUAAUGUAUAUCAGUCACAAGACGAUGACGACCCAUGCGGAUCGCGGCGAUGAGUCCGGCACAGUCGCCACCACGCCGACAAACAGCACGGCCGGACCCGCAUCGCUGGCCAUCAAUGUGCCGGCGGUGCCCGGCAAUGAGGCGCAGACACCAUCGCCCAAUCAUAGGAGCAGCAUCGUCAUCGAGAGCCAGCCGAAGCGGCGUGUCAGCAUUGUCUCCGAGCCACCGGCGCUGGGCUCCAACAACUCCGGCUACGAUAAUCCCGCCUUUGAACGCAAAAUCUCGCAGAGCUCAACACAUGCACCCCUCGAGAUCGGACCGCCCGGUCGCAGGAGAAGCAUCCUCAAGGAUACAUUGGCCCACGACAACGACAGCGAUCGUGUUUCGACAAAUAGUUAUGAGAACUACAGACAGAGCGCGCUAGACGUGCUUAAUGCCAAAUACAAUAGCCUGCAGGCAGGACAGGGAUCUCCGGACAGCAAUGGCAAUUACGUGGCACAGUCAUGGAUAUACAAUUUCUGCUUGAAGUGCCGCAAGGAGGAGCCAUCCGAGUCAUGGGAGCCGCCAUUCUGGCAAAAGGUUUUCCCCUAUCCGCUGUGUCCCACCUUCAGGACUUUCUCCCGCCUGGUCUCGCUCAUCUGCAUUGGUGCGCUACUUUGGAUCGUCUCGUUUGUGAUCAUUGGGCAUUCGGCUGCGCCUGGUGGGCAGCUUUUCGAUCUGGUUGUGCUCACAGUGGCUGCAAAUUUCGGCGGCUAUCUCAUGUCCUUGGCCACCCUGCCACGCCUCAUUGGCAUGCUGCUGGUGGGCCUAUUGUUUCAGAACGUCGGCUGGGUGGAUCUCGACGGUGACUUCUCCAAGGUGACCGCCCAUUUGCGCAAAUUCGCGCUUACCAUAAUUCUGACUCGAGCUGGCCUCGAAAUGGAUCCGCAAGCCUUCAAGAAGGUGUACAAAACAAUACUCAAGCUGGGCAUUGUGCCCUGGUUUGUGGAGUUCGGUGUUCUGGCGGUUAUGUCCCACUAUCUGCUCGGCCUACCGUGGAUCUGGGGCUGUCUCAUGGGCGCCAUUAUGGCAGCCAUUGCACCAGCCGUCGUCGUGCCCUGCCUGUUCCGGCUGCGCACCAAGGGCUACGGCGUGGCCAAGGGCAUACCCACGCUUGUGGUCGCCGUGUCUGGCGUGGACGAUGCCAUCUCGGUGGCCAUUUUCGGCAUCAUCAGCACGAUCAUGUUCUCGGACCGUGGCCAGCUCUAUCUGAUUGCCCAGGUGCCGGUCUGUCUGAUUGCCGGCCUGGGCUUCGGCCUCAUCUGGGGCCUGUUGGCCCGCAUCUUUCCGGAGAAGGGCGACGCCUACGUGGUGCCGCUGCGCACGCUGCUGCUGUUCAUCGGCAACCUGGUGGCCAUCUAUGGCAGCGAUAAGCUGGGCUUUGAGGGCGCCGGUCCCUUGGCUGUCGUCUUCUCGUCUUUCAUAUCCAAUUACUUCUGGUGCAAGGAUGGCUGGACCAUCGAUGACAAUCCGGUGGGCACUGGUUUCGAGAUCUUCUGGAUGAUCUUUGAGCCCAUUCUGUUCGGCGUGACGGGCGCCACGAUCAAGCUGCACGAGCUGGAUCCGAGCCUGCUUUACAUUGGUGCCCUCUGCAUUUUCACAGGCGUCAUCAUACGCAUCCUGGUCACAGCUGCUAUUGCUAUUGGCGAUCGCUUGAACAUGCGCGAGAAGUUCUUUGUGGGCCUAUCCUGGAUGGCUAAGGCAACAGUUCAGGCUGCUCUGGGACCUGUGGCUCUCAGGCAUUUGGGCGCUGAUGCCACAGACGAGGAGCGCAGCUGGGCCAAAACAGUUCAAACCAUUUGCAUUUUUAGCAUAUUGCUGACAGCUCCCUUGGGCGCGAUCCUGAUAUCCGUGACUGGGCCCAGGAUGCUGACAAAGACGAAACAGGCUCAGCAGAAUCUCACUGGCUGGCGUCGACCCUCCAUACGCGACAUCAGCAUUAUCGACGAGGAGGAGGAGCGCGAAGAUCCCGAGCUGCCGCAGGACAAGCAGACCCAGGAUAAUACCCAAAGCAAUUCACAAUUUCCAAACUUUUCAUACACUCCAUACAACAAGUAGUUGGGAGACAAAUUCAACGCAGGCGCCAAUUACUCUUAAGCCCAACGAAUUGUUAAUUCUUUUUACUUUGUACAAUAAAAGCCAAAAGUAAAAAAAA